AUGGACCUCCAAGACGACGAUAUCUUUCUUCACCUCUCGCACCGGCCACGCCACAUUCUCAACGGUGUAAUCUCAGUUGACGAGUCGACGGAGCUUGCAUCUACAACUAUCCAGCGCGACUCAUUGCUAGGACGGCUUGACAAGCUACCUCUCGAAGUUCUGCACGAGUUCCUUUCAUACUUGGACCUCCAGUCCCUAUGGCGCCUAUCUCGCGUCUUCUUACGCGGCAAAGCUGUUGUUGAAUUUCUUCAUGAAUACAGAAAGCUCGCCAAAUUUGCGGCCCAUACCUUUAAGAUCCUAAAGCAGGCGAGGAUCGUUGGCCUUUACUCUGUUUCUACACUUUAUGCAGCCUUCUAUUCCAAGCGGUGCAUAUCAUGCGGCGCAUAUGGAGCAUUCCUAUUUCUGCUCUCUGCUAAGCGGUGCUGCUUUGCAUGCCUCGUAGAUAACCAGUCUCUCUGGAUGAUCUUAUUACUGUUAGUUAGGGAAUGUUUUGGCCUCACAAAGCAGCAAGUGAAGGCGCUACCCGUUAUGUGGAGUAUUCCUGGAAAGCUUAGCAGCGUAAAAGCCGCAAAAGAACUAGCUCUGAAGGUGCAUCGGUUACUUGAGGAAUUGGCCACAAUUUACCCCUUGGACUCCUGGAACCUUCCAACUCAUAAGAUGGACAAAUUUAUAUGGUAUCGGCAAGCGCCUUUGGACCUACUUUCGCAGGACCCUCUUACAAUACCCGAUGCGAACAUUAGACCCCUUGAUGAAUUCUGCGGUAUGGGUUCUAUACCCUUUCCAUCACUGCUUAGUGGUAGAGGUAGCACUGAGCCAGAGCAGGGACUCUGGUGCCGAGGAUGUGAAUUUACCUAUAAGGAGUGUGCAAUUGAAGAGAUGGAUUACAUCACGUUAUCGCGUUUAGUGCCCCCCUAUUACCGGGCUUGGUCGAAAGCAGACUUUCUCCAGCAUGCGAAGCACUGUCAUUCGGCAGCUGCGGUCAUUUCCCAGAAAUGGAUAGGCUCGACGUAACAUACAUAGAUUGAUAGAUUGAAUCGCAAUAUUUCAUAUUCGGUGGCCUUAUUUACUUCUUUUUCUUCUUGGUCUGAAAUCCCUAUUGCGUAGCCGCACCUGGAUGAAGUGUAGACUUUUAGGCUGUUUGCGACGAAAUACAGCAAACUGAUUAUUGCACGGCUAUCGAAUCGUAGUGCUCCAGCUGCGGCGAGAAUUG
Molecule: messenger RNA, 1210 nt
Organism: Mytilinidion resinicola
Lineage: Eukaryota; Fungi; Ascomycota; Dothideomycetes; Mytilinidiales; Mytilinidiaceae
Exons: 3
Coding region: 1-1011 (336 amino acids)
Molecular function (GO): protein binding
Source: RefSeq, a predicted model, not a curated record